GCACCAUUCAAUCAGUAAAGAUCAGUUUCAAUUCGUCGCGAUCAAGAUGAGAUCCUGGUAUUUGACACUCAGCCUGUUGCUAAUCGCAGCAUCCAUAUUUCACUCCGCUGAAGCUCGAGGCGGAAGGGGGCGUGGCGGUGGUUCAUUUGGAGGCCUCUUCGGCGGAUGGCGCAAGUACAAGAAACCAUCUUCGUCGGGCGGUGGAAGGCGGGUGGUGAACGGUUCGCCGGUGCACACGGCGAUGACGGUGCCAAAACCACCACCACCACCUGCACCACCGAAGCCGAUAAUGCCCUCCAAACAGCAGAUUCCCAGCUAUCCGCGCCAGCAAAUGCCAGCGGGCUACGGCUACGGAUCGUAUCCUGGCCAAGGAAGCGGGACGUACUACGCAAAUGCCCAGGCUUUGCCAGCGGGAGCGGUUUACUACGCCCAACCACCUGUGGGAAUGAAUAGGGGACUGGGCACUGGGGAUUUCCUAACCGGAAUGCUGGCGGGUCACAUGAUGAACAACCUGCUGUUUGGCCACCGUCACCACGCAUACCACAGAAAUCGAGAGGAAGUUCCGUCACCGGAGGGAAAUGGUCGCCAGAUCAUUAUCGUGAACAAUGGUCAACAGGCGGGAGUUGCGCAGAACGAAACCACCAUUUCGGGGGAAGCCUCUGCUGUAGUGCCUCCUGAAAAUCCAAUAACAGAGGAGGAGGAGGAGGGGCAGGGCGAGGGGGGAGGGGGAAGUGAGUCCGUUUCCAGCGAGGAAUCCCCGGAAUUCGAGGCCACUCCUCAACCAUAUCCAGAUGGCGGCAUCAUAUGCUUUCCCAUCAUGCUCAACGAAACAGAUCCCGAAAACUCGGAGGUGAUGCGAGAAGUCGAGCGGGUGGUUUGCUUUCCAGCACCGCCCCACAAUCCGGACAUCCAGCCCACCAUAACCACUGAGCCACCCAUUGUUGCCGGCGAUAUUGUCAGUGGUGCGGAGAAUGGCUCGGAAGGCGGUGGACGUGAUGAGGUCAGCAAUGGCGGCAGUGGUGGCCCAAUCGAGCUGGCCAACUUUGUUGCCACAAGAGCUGCCGCACUGGAAGUGCGCUCCUCUUGAGUACUCCUAAGAUAGACUAUAAGUAAAAUAAAGUUAAAUAAACAUUGAUAACUUA
This is a messenger RNA of Drosophila ficusphila, 1142 nucleotides long. RefSeq lists its product as uncharacterized. The record is from RefSeq and is a predicted model, not a curated record. Lineage: Eukaryota; Metazoa; Arthropoda; Insecta; Diptera; Drosophilidae.